This is a messenger RNA of Prunus armeniaca (apricot), 1014 nucleotides long. NCBI's taxonomy places the organism in Eukaryota, Viridiplantae, Streptophyta, Magnoliopsida, Rosales, Rosaceae. The record is from the annotation of a GenBank genome assembly.
AUGCAAGUAUUGCAAGAGCUAAAUGAAAGCUCCUCCUUUUUGCAACCUUUGUCCUUCACACUGCUGGCCAUUUUCCUCAUCUUCCUAUACACAUGGUACUCUUCCACUAAAACCGCCACCCAAAAAUCAUCACCACCAACUUCUCCACCAAAGCUACCUAUCAUUGGAAACCUUCACCAGAUAGGCUCGUCCCCUCAUCGCUCACUUCAAGCCUUGUCCCAACGCCAUGGCCCUCUCAUGCUUCUUCACUUUGGAAGUGUCCCGGUGCUUCUUGUGUCUUCAGCUGAGGCAGCCCGGGAGAUCUUGAAAACUCAUGACCUCGCGUUUUCUAGUCGACCCAAGUCCACCAUCUUUGGGAAGCUACUCUACAACCACAAAGAUGUCGCAAGCGCGCCGUAUGGUGAGUAUUGGAGGCUGGGUUGGUAUAAAGGGUAUCAUCUUGACAUGUUUGGUGCUGGCACUGAUACCACAUAUACGGCCUUAGAGUGGACAAUGACUGAGCUUUUAAGGCAUCCAAGGGUCAUGAACAAAUUGCAGAAUGAGGUAAGGGGAAUAGUUGGAAACAAAACAGACGUAAUUACAGAGGAUGAUUUGGUUGAAAUGCACUACUUGAAGGCAGUGACGAAGGAGACUCUUCGCUUACAUCCACCACUUCCACUACUAUUUCCCAGGAUGUCAACCCGAGACGUGGAAGUAAAUGGCUACAACAUUAAAGCCAACACACAAGUUUUCAUCAACGCAUGGAAAAUUGGAAGAGAUCCCAAGCUGUAUGACAACCCAGAGGAGUAUGAGCCAGAAAGGUUCUUGAAUAGUGGUAUAGAUUACAAAGGGAAUGACUUUCAAUUGAUUCCAUUUGGACCUGGUAGGAGGGUCUGCCCAGGACUUCAGUUUGCCAUGGCUAUUAAUGAAAUUGCCUUAGCAAACAUCGUGCACAAGUUCGACUGGGCAUUGCCCGGCGAAGCAAGUGGGGAGGAUUUACACAUGACAGAAAACCAUUGGCUUAACCUCACAUAG